AUGGCGUCCAAAGCAAGUGAAGUAGGAGCGCGCUCGCACAGACCCAUGAAUGAUGAAAAUAUCGCUGACGCACUAAAUGAAUCUGAAUUCGACUAUUCGAGUGAUGAUUCAGAUUGUGAUCUGACCUUCAAACCUCCGGAACUCGACUGUCAUGUUGUUGCAAUUGGUGCUAAUGAUUCCGAUACGGACAUUACAGACUUGGAUGAUUCAGAUAUUGCUACUAUCUGA
Parnassius apollo (apollo) is the source of this 228-nucleotide messenger RNA. Lineage: Eukaryota; Metazoa; Arthropoda; Insecta; Lepidoptera; Papilionidae. The record is from the annotation of a GenBank genome assembly.